Molecule: messenger RNA, 519 nt
Organism: Helianthus annuus (common sunflower)
Lineage: Eukaryota; Viridiplantae; Streptophyta; Magnoliopsida; Asterales; Asteraceae
Exons: 1
Coding region: 1-519 (172 amino acids)
Source: RefSeq, a predicted model, not a curated record
AUGCCACAUCUGCGCUCGCAUGGACCGCCACCACCAGUCAAGGAGUCUUCAUCUCAAUUGGGCCAAGGCCCUCAGGUUACUUCUUCAUCCUCUUCUCGUUUUCCCAAUUUCGAUUCCACCCCAUUACCCACCCCACCUCCUACACCACCACCUUCGCCAAACCAUUCACCUAAAACCUCACCUAAGGUUUCUCCACCCGAUAGUCCUACUUCUAGUACCUCUAGUAAUCUAGAAAACUUAGAAUCAAUGGCCAACCCUAGGCAAACCGUCCAUCAGCAAGCCACCCAAAAUUUCACCGGCCUCCCUUCACCCAUCACCGUUCCACCCAUAGUCAACGAAAACUCAUGGCAGAUUCCAUCUUAUGCCAUGCAAGCCAUCACCAAUACCAUUCAAUUCCAUGGCCGAGACGAUGAGGACGCCCCGGCCCACAUCAACCGUUUCUCUCGUAUAUUAGCUACCUUUAGCCUUCACGGUGCACCCAAUGAUGCCACCUACUUACAGCUUUCCCGUUUUCACUAG